This is a messenger RNA of Apus apus (common swift), 2243 nucleotides long. Its product is annotated as vertebrate ancient opsin-like. The transcript is spliced from 5 exons. The record is from RefSeq and is a predicted model, not a curated record. Gene Ontology annotation, cellular component: photoreceptor outer segment; membrane. Bases 1 to 1161 code for a protein of 386 amino acids. Gene Ontology annotation, molecular function: G protein-coupled receptor activity. Lineage: Eukaryota; Metazoa; Chordata; Aves; Apodiformes; Apodidae. Gene Ontology annotation, biological process: visual perception; G protein-coupled receptor signaling pathway.
AUGGAUGCAUUCAGAGCAGCUGAAAAUGAGUCGCUGUUGUCCAGUUCCUCUGGUCCUGCCAGAUGGGAUCCCUUCCAUCGUCCCUUGGACUCCAUCCAGCCCUGGCACUUCAGGCUUCUGGCAGCAGUAAUGUUGGUGGUGACCUCCUUGUCGCUUGCUGAGAACCUGGCUGUAAUCCUGGUAACUUUUAAGUUCAAGCAAUUGAGACAACCUGUCAAUUAUGUUAUAGUCAAUCUGUCUGUGGCUGAUUUCCUAGUCUCGCUGACUGGUGGCACCAUCAGCUUCUUAACAAAUCUAAAAGGUUAUUUUUAUAUGGGAUACUGGGCUUGUGUACUGGAAGGAUUUGCUGUCACAUUUUUUGGCAUUGUUGCUCUCUGGUCUCUUGCUCUCUUGGCUUUCGAGCGGUACGUUGUGAUCUGCCGCCCGCUAGGAAAUACACGCCUGAGGGGGAAGCACGCAGCCCUGGGCAUUGCCUUCGUGUGGGCCUUCUCCUUCAUUUGGACCGUUCCACCAACAAUGGGUUGGAGCAGUUACACCACCAGUAAGAUUGGAACUACUUGUGAGCCUAACUGGUACUCGGGGGCUUAUGCUGACCAUACAUACAUUAUUGCAUUCUUCACCACCUGUUUUAUGGUGCCUUUAUCAGUGAUUUUGGUAUCCUAUGGAAAACUGAUGCAGAAGCUAAGAAAGGUAUCAGAUAUGCAGGGCAGGCUGGGAGCUGCCAGGAAACCUGAAAGACAAGUGACUCGGAUGGUUGUGGUGAUGAUCGUUGCCUUUCUCAUCUGCUGGACACCAUACGCCGCCUUUUCUAUCCUGGUCACUGCAAACCCCUCCAUUGAGCUGGACCCUCGACUGGCAGCAAUUCCAGCUUUCUUUUCCAAAACAGCUACAGUUUAUAAUCCAAUUAUUUAUGUCUUCAUGAACAAACAGUUUAGGAAGUGUCUGAUUCAGAUGUUCAGCUGCAGUGCCAUAGAAGCUGCAGAGUCCAACAUGAACCCAGCUUCAGAGAGAGCAGUGCUAACCCAGGACAAAAGAGGCAGUGAGAUGUCCACCGUGGCAGUACAUAGCACUGUUUCCAAGAGGAAGACGGGAGAUGAACACAGGAACUGCUGGACCUUUGCUCAGUUGACAGCUUCAGAAAACAAAAUCUGUCCCAUGUAGGGUGUGAGAUGUGGUCACUGGUGCAGUGCUGCAGCAUAUGUCUUUGGAACUGCCACUUAAUACAAAACAUGUUGUCAGGGGGCCAUGGCGCUGCUGUGGGCACCGGCUCUCGAGGCACCAGGCUCCUGAGUGCAUGUGAGUGUCGUGGCUCUGCAGCUGCAGCCAAACACCAGCCAGAAGGUGAGUCCCUUGCCCCACCACGUUCCCCUUCCCAGGGCACAGCCUGCUUGCUCCUGGCAGUAACAGCAGGGAGCCAGUGUUGCUGUCAUGUAGCACAGUAAGGACAGGAGAGUUUCACACUGAGGACAGACAGCUGCUUGGUCAGCUGGACAAAAACGUGAAGUGGCACAUGGCUUUUAAUAUGCUAAUGGACAAGUCAGUAAUACAUGGCACACAGCUGACUUGCCUUCAACUGAUGGAGGCUCAGGGAGGAACAAGUCUGAGUGCUUUUUUGAUUUCUUUGGGGUUUUUUUACUAAAAAAGCAGAGAAAAAGGCUUCUACACUUGUGCCAGUCCUAGAUGAGAACCUUUAUCCAGGCCACUAAAAUCUCCAGCAGCUUGGACAAGCCAUCCAGACUCCCACACACUAUUUUAUCAAAACAAGCCAUAUCAAGAGCUGUUAAAAUCCUCUCUCUGCACUCCCUCUUUGCCAGCAAAAUCUUCUGUGCUCCUGGCAACUUUUGAUGUGAAUUAAUUGUGACUAGAUGAUUGUUGUAGGUCCCUUCCAACUGAACUAGUAACUCAACUUUAGAAGAGGAGUUAGUAGGGUGUAGGAAAGUGCAACUAUGCAGGAAUGCCAGAGAAACGGCCAGUUGGACAGUUUAGAGUUGUGAAGUUGAGCUUUGUGGGACAGAAUUUUUUUUCCCUGUGUGCCCCUGCACUGUUCAGAGCUAAGAUCUGUCACACUCUUGAGACCAUGUAGCUCCCCGUGACAAUUCUUUCUGUUUCUUAACAAUUACAAUUUUCAGAAUUCAGUUGUUAGAGAAUACAAAUACUAUGUGUGUGCCGGGCUGCCUAAUGUUGGAGCAUGUUGGGUGUCUGUAUGUCUGUUUGCACAAUUUGCAAUGUGAAUGCACUUUCUG